AUGGCUUCCUUGGCACGCUCACUGGCCAGAAAUUCUUCUCCAUCGGCUCUUUUUGGUCGGCAGCACGUCCUCAGGUCCAUUACCACCUGGUCAAAUGUUCCCGCCGGUCCACCCGAUCCCAUUCUUGGCGUCACUGAGGCUUUCAAAGCAUGUACCAGUCCCCUCAAAAUGAACCUCGGCGUGGGCGCUUACAGGGACCAAGAUGGUAAACCAUUCGUCUUACCAUCUGUUCGACAAGCUGAAGCGGCCAUUGUUGCGGCCAAGUACGACAAGGAAUAUCUAGGAAUCACCGGUUUUCCAGAGUUUACCAAGCGUGCAGCAAUUUUGGCUUACGGUUCUGACAGUGCACCCCUGAAGGAGGGCCGAAUCGCAAUCACCCAAUCCAUCUCUGGCACUGGUGCUCUCAGGAUUGGCGGUGCUUUCCUCCAACGAUUUUACCCCCACUCCAAGUCGAUCUACCUCCCCACACCGACAUGGGGAAACCACAUCCCGAUCUUCAAAGACUCCGGCCUGGAAGUUAAACAAUACCGAUACUACGACAAGAAGACCGUUGGGCUUGAUGCGAGUGGUAUGCUCGAGGACAUCAAGAACGCGCCUGAUCGCUCGAUCAUCUUACUGCAUGCAUGUGCUCACAAUCCAACUGGAGUGGAUGCUACCCAGGAACAAUGGAAACAAAUCGCACAAGUUAUCAAAGAGAAGGGCCAUUUCAGUUUCUUUGACAUGGCAUACCAAGGCUUUGCCUCGGGGGAUGUUGAUCGGGACGCCUUUGCGCCGCGAUACUUUGUCUCACAAGGCUUAGACAUCGUACUUUCUCAAUCAUUUGCCAAGAACAUGGGUCUCUAUGGCGAACGAGUCGGGGCAUUCUCGGUCGUCUGCUCGAGCCCAGAGGAGAAGAGCAAGGUCGAAAGUCAGGUCAAGAUCUUGGUUCGACCCAUGUACUCCAAUCCUCCCGUCCAUGGUGCCAGAAUUGCGGGUACUAUCUUAAGCGAUCCUGCCCUUUACAAACAAUGGCUCGGAGAGGUCAAAUUGAUGGCCGAUCGAAUCAUCGGAAUGCGUACUGCACUAUACGACACCCUUGUUAAUGAACUCGGAAGCCAACGGAAUUGGGACCACAUUAAAUCCCAAAUAGGCAUGUUUUGUUUCGCUGGUAUCUCGCCAGAACAAGUGGAACAAAUGACCAAGAACCACCAUGUUUACAUGACUAAAGAUGGCCGUAUCUCCAUGGCUGGUGUUACUCCUCACAACGUCAAGAACUUGGCCAAAGCCUUACACGAUGUCACCAAAUGA
This is a messenger RNA of Puccinia graminis f. sp. tritici CRL 75-36-700-3, 1287 nucleotides long. RefSeq names its product aspartate aminotransferase, mitochondrial. The record is from RefSeq and is a predicted model, not a curated record. Bases 1 to 1287 code for a protein of 428 amino acids. Gene Ontology annotation, cellular component: mitochondrion. The transcript is spliced from 9 exons. Gene Ontology annotation, molecular function: L-aspartate:2-oxoglutarate transaminase activity; pyridoxal phosphate binding. Gene Ontology annotation, biological process: biosynthetic process; L-aspartate catabolic process. NCBI's taxonomy places the organism in Eukaryota, Fungi, Basidiomycota, Pucciniomycetes, Pucciniales, Pucciniaceae.